Messenger RNA from Megalobrama amblycephala (Wuchang bream), 5947 nucleotides. RefSeq names its product carbohydrate (chondroitin 4) sulfotransferase 12a (gene chst12a). Gene Ontology annotation, molecular function: sulfotransferase activity. The transcript is spliced from 2 exons. Lineage: Eukaryota; Metazoa; Chordata; Actinopteri; Cypriniformes; Xenocyprididae. Bases 638 to 1948 code for a protein of 436 amino acids. Gene Ontology annotation, biological process: carbohydrate biosynthetic process; proteoglycan biosynthetic process. Gene Ontology annotation, cellular component: membrane. The record is from RefSeq and is a predicted model, not a curated record.
AUGCUUCUUGAUUUAAGAUAUCUGGUAAGUAAGAAAAGCAUUUUUUUUUUUCAGUUAAGAAAUCUUAUUAAGUCUUGAAAGUUAUAGAAUUAUAGAAUAUAAUUCCUUCACGUUUGAUUUUAUAUGUUCUCAUGAUCUCUAUUUGAGAUAUUGCUAUAAUAAACAUAUCGUUGCAUAUGUUAAUUAUAACAUAUUUGAAUUCCUUUUUGAUGGUGCUGCCUAAUACCAAUUAAGUCACCAAAGUUUUAUUGUAGUAGCGUUAACAACUGUUGCAUUUUGGCGAAAACUAUUGUUUAUGAUACUCGUUUUUUUUUUUUUUUUUUUUUUUUACCCCUGUCAUUAUGUGGUAUUUUGUAUAAAACGCACGCUUUUGUAAAGUUUUAAGAAGACAAGUAAAGCACAAAAAGCGAAAGAAAGAGUCUCUGCUGACAAAACUCAAGGGUUCAGCAGAACCUUACGUUCACUCCGAAAUCUCGCGAUAUCUGAGCGGAGCACUGAAGCGCUGCUGUGUCAACACCCCGCGCGCACAUCCCUCUUCAGCUGACGCCGUCUGCCUGCCGAGAAAUUCAGACUCCUGCGAUGAGAGUAUGAUGCAUGCAGUCUGGGAUGUCGAUUAUGGAAUGGAGUUGAGGUGAGAAUGGCACUUUCUCAGUCUAAAUCAACCAAAAUGGGAAAGUCGAGACUGUUUCGCAUUUUUAUGAUCGUGGGUGCCGUCUUCAUGAUCCUUCUUAUAAUCAUAUACUGGGAUGACGUGGGGGCCUCUAAUUUUUACCUGCACACAACCAUCUCCGGGCCCCAUCCGUCCCGCCUCUCUCCACAGGGUCGUCGUGACCCUGAAAAGAAAGUAGAGGAAGACAAAGAGGGCUCGUUCUUGAUGGACAUAGAUGCUUUUGUCAACCAGUUUUUAGAAGGAACCGCAGACCCCACCGAACAGGUGAGAGGAGAGCCACCCCCUGGAGACCCUCACAAUCAGUCCUCUGAGAAAUCAGAAGAGAAAUUUGUCCCGAGGCGAGAGUGGAAGAUCCAUCUGACGCCAAUUGACCCUGAGAAAAAACAGAGGCAAGAGAGUAGAAAGCAGCUGAUCCAAGAUGUGUGCAGUAACAGAAGUUUUUUAGACUUCCCUGGAAAGAACAGGACUUUCGAUGACAUACCCAAUAAAGAGUUGGAUCACCUCAUUGUUGAUGACAGGCAUGGAAUCAUUUACUGUUACGUUCCCAAGGUGGCCUGCACAAACUGGAAGCGCAUUAUGAUCGUUUUGAGCGAGAGCCUGUUAUUGGACGGCGUGCCCUACCAAGACCCUCUAGAUGUUCCUCAGGAGCUCAUCCAUAACAGUAGCCUGCACUUCACCUUCAACAAGUUCUGGAAGCGCUAUGGAAAGUUCUCACGGCACCUCAUGAAAAUCAAGCUUAAGAAAUACACCAAGUUUUUGUUUGUCAGGGAUCCUUUUGUACGACUUAUCUCUGCCUAUCGCAACAAAUUCGAUCAAGAGAACGAGGACUUCUACAAGAGAUUCGCUGUUGUCAUGCUGAAAAAAUACAGCAAUUACUCGGAUCCUCCAGCGUCGGUCGUGGAUGCUUUUGCCGCUGGGAUUCGACCGUCUUUCUCAAAUUUCGUUCAGUAUUUAUUGGAUCCUAACACGGAGAAAGAGAUGCCUUUCAACGAGCACUGGAGACAAAUGUACCGUCUGUGCCAUCCCUGUCAGAUAAAUUAUGAUUUUGUGGGGAAGCUGGAGACCUUGGACGAGGAUGCUGAGCAUUUGUUGCGGAUUCUCCGCGUAGACAAUGUCGUCGAGUUCCCGCAAAGUCAUCGUAACCGAACGGUCAGCAGUUGGGAGCAGGACUGGUUCGCCAACAUACCAUUGGAAUACAGAAAAGAGCUGUACAGGCUCUAUGAAGCCGACUUUAAACUGUUUGGAUAUUCCAAACCAGAGAAUCUGUUACAUGAGUGAUAAUUCGAUCAUCAACUUUACUGGGGUGCUGAAAAGAUUCACAGCACAAACACAGCGAUAGGAGUUCAUGCUGCCUGGUUAUCAAUCCGUGGCUCUUUCACAUGAUGCUGUUUAUUAAGGCUUUUUCACAUGACUCAAUGUUUGUUUAGUUAGCAUGGUCAAGUUAAGUCCUGCAGGUAGAUACUGAAAUUAAACCAGCUUUCAAAAAGCAUGUUCCUCUAUUGAUGGCCAUUCAAAACUAUGAAGCCAUGUACAUUAUGUGCUUGGACAAAAACAAGAUACUGUGGCCAUGAAUUAAGUUCCCUCAUUGUACAAAUUAGUUCCCUCGUUUUAGUUAAAUUGUGACCACUUUGUACUAAUUAAUUCCCUUGUUAUGUGCUGCGCCUCAAUUCGCCUACUUACACUACCCCCUAAAACUAUGUACUCUUUUUGUGAAGAAAAAGUACAUACUUUUAAGUGUGCUCCCUGUCGCAUCCUGUUAGCGUAAACUGGCCUGUCAAUCAUCUUAAAUCCUCCACAUUUCAUUUAAUUUCCUACUGUAUCGGAGAGAAAUGCAGUAGCACAUUAAUCUGCAGUCGUGGGUCUUUCAUGCGGAGAACUUUCCUCGUAUUAAUGCAUAAUGAUGCAUUUAAAUGUUAAUGGCCAAACGGAUCUUUAUAAAAGUCCACAUUGUUAUUGCAGAUGAAAUAUAACACAGAUAACAUUAAAUAAAUAUUUUUUAUCAGGUUAAACUGAUUUUUAGUCACUCAAACUUUUAUCUAAACCUCUCACCAUCUGACACGCAUAUCCGCCAUGUUUUGUAGUUUUUUUUAACACUUUUUACUUGUGUUUGUAGUUCUGAACUGAAUUUUGUCAUUUUGAAAUUGGACAUUGCAUUACAAUAGAAAUGGUAAUUUAAAUCCUUUCAGCGGGCUUAAUUUUUGUAAUAUCAACUUAAAAUUGGGAACACAACUUAGACACAUGGCUUUGAUUUGUCUAGCAAGUUUAGUGUUCAAAUUAUUUUGUAAAAUAUAUGUUUUGUAUAAAAAUGUUCAGUUCAUUACAUUUGGUUUACAGUAAACAAUCUAUAACCUUUUUUACAGUUUUUUUUUUCACGUCUGCAAAAAUCUGCUCAGCAUUCAUGAACUACAGCUAUUUUCACAUCUCAAAAAGGGGGUGUGGCAGUUAACAGGUUAAAUAAAUUAACUAUUAAAUUUUACUAAAAUGAGGGGACAAAUUAAUAAAUCGUGGCCAUAAAUUGAGUUGUGGGGAUGCUUUCUUGCUUCAUGGCAACAGUAUCAAUUUUUUUUCAAUGUCGCGUUCGUACAAAAGUAUUUUUCACAAAUAUUUUAUUGAAUACUCUUAAAAAUAAAGGUUCAAAAAGAGGGUUUGUGAAGGGAUGCCAUAGAAGAAACCCAAAGAACCUUUUACUUUAAAGAACCAGUGUGAAGAACAUUUUCAUAGUCUAAAGAACCUUUUUCCACUACAAAAAACCCUUUUGUCCAAUGGAAAGGUUCCAUGGAUGUUAAAGGUUCUUCAUGGAACCAUCAAUGCCAAUAAAGAACCUUUAUUUUAAGAGUGUAGUUUGUUUUGCCAGUUUAUAUUAUAGUUAUAUUGCCAUUGUAUUUUAGUUUUGUUUUAGAUGAUUUACCAGUGCCUGUUUUUUUUUUUUUUUUUUUUUUUUUUUUUUUUUUUUUUUUGAAGGACUCGAAAUGUGUUUUGGAUGUUUUUACUGGUCUGCUGCCUUUGACAUCAAAGCUCAGGGUAGUCACUAGUGAAGGGUUUGUGAGCGUUUAUGUCCAUGUGUUGCCUAGGUCCUUGUAGUUCACGUCAGGACGCACCUCUCGACACAUGAAAAAGCAUGAAAAGAAACGCUGUAGCUUCAUGCUUCGCACUAUAUGGUUCAGUGCAUUGGGGGAACGCUGAUGUGAGUCAUGUGAAAGAGUCUUCAAGUCUUUGUGGAGCUUGUGGGCAUUGAAAGUGAUACUGUAGUGAAUAUACAUUCCUUGCACACAGGUUACAUUUCCUCAGUCCAUUUCCUAGUAUUCCCCUCCUAAAUGUGUUACUGUUUGCAUUUGUAUGGAACUCAUGGUCAAUUUGGAGAGAGACAUUUAGAUGGUUACCUACUCAGUGAAGCCUGCACAAUUUUCUUUUUUAAUAUACUGAACAGUGUUUUAAAACUCAUCACCUCAUCAGUAUUUUUCUUAUCAUUUGGAUGGAUGUAGGUCAGAAUGGAUGUUAUAAUCCCAGAAAGAGACAUUUUUAGUUGUAUAGUCGUAUGUAUUAGUUAAUAAACAACCACCAAACUAAAAUAUCACAAGAAAUAAAAAAAAAAAAGUAUUGUACAUUUAACAAGUGCACAUAUUAGAGUAUUUUAGAAUAUUUUUGUAAACUUUUACAAGUAAAUGUGAAAAGUGAAGGCACUUUUGUCCUUGGGGAAAAAUCUGUUAACAUUUUGAAAUGCAAGCAAACAUUUGACACAUUUUUUUUAAUCAUAAAGGGAUCUGCUCUUACAGCAGUUUUUCUUUUCUUUGAGAUGGUGCAUUUAAGUGUUUUUUUUUUUUUUUUUUUUUUUUUUUAAUAUACGCAAAACCUCAGUUAUUGUUUCCAUGGAAAUGUUUUUUUUUUUUCCAACAAGCAUGGAAAUGGACUAACUCACAUCAAAAGAGAUUUCUUUGUAACCGAGGCUGAAGUAUUCAGAUUAUGGCCUGUUCUUGUCAAGGAAAUUUUGCCUUUCAUCAUUUUGAUCCUUUUCUUCUAUUAGUGUGUAGCAGGGUCUGAUCUGCAGCAUGCUAUAGAUGUUAGCAUGCCUGCCUUGCAGUCCUUCAUAAAUAUGCAUCACUCAAGAAUACUGUAGCAAACGAUAUUCACCGUUUUUUGCUCUGGUAAAAUAAUGGCCUUUUUGGAUAUUGUUAGGGAUAUAAUUGAAGGCACAGGGUAUUUAUUUCUUACUUAGGAAGAGUUAUUCGGUGAAAUUGCUUUAGACAGCUGAAGCACAAAUGUCAGUUUUGUUUAUAGUUCCUCCUCUAGUCGCGAUUUGAGCGUGGGCAUGUGCAAAAGAAGUAUUUAAGGGUUUAUUAUGAUUAUUUUUAUAGUAUUUUCUUCACCAAGAAAGUGUUUCUUGUACUUUCCAUCAUCAUGCCGCGUUUUGCACAUCUGAUCGCAUGUAUAAAACCAAUCUUAAAGGCAGUGAAAGAUUAGAGGAUGGAAGAAAGUGGAUUACAUGGUAUAUAUUGUUAGGAAUAGGAUUUAAUACUGUGGAGCACAAGUGUAGCAUGUUUGUUGUGGAAGUGAUGGGCCAAAGGGAAUGGGACGCCCCAGUUCAGACAGUUCUCUUGGGCCCAUUUGGUAGCAGUGCCUUUGGAGAAAAGUUUACACACACAAAAAAGUAUUUUUGUAAGUCUCUGACUUGCAGUUAAAACAAUCAAAUCUCCUACUCCUACUAAAAAAAAUGUAGUAGUGCUUAUAAUAGGUGUUGCGUCAUGGAAAAGAUCAGAUUUUUAGCCACAAUUCAGGCAGUGCUGUUGAGUUUUGUCACAUCAGUUCCAAUUUUUUUAUUUCAUAAACCACAAGUUCUGUUACAUGAGGAAAAAAAAGUUUUUAAAACACGUGUGUGCAGUUGCCUAUGCUGAUUUCUGUUUCAGAAUGAGAAUCUGUGUUUUGUAUACAGUUGGUGCCACAUUGUACAAAGAAAAGUGUUAUAUUGUUUAGUGAUUGUUUUCAUGCCAAUAUUAAUGAGAAAAUAUUUUUUUUUUUUAUUCUGAUGUACUUUUCAGUCAUAGGAAUUUCUUAGUUGCAUGAAAUAUUUUUCAGGAGAUCAUGCUGAGUGCAAAAGGGAAACAUUUGUUACAUUAAAUCAGGUCUUAGCCUAAAAAUGUUUUCUUGACAUUUGGUUUGGUUUGCUUUUUCCCUAUUGGCCAGUGUACAUAGCUCUUCUUUUAUUUAUUAUGAUAUUAUUUAAUGCUUCAAUUUCAAAAGAAAAAAACAAUAAAGGUCAGUGCAUGGUGAAAACACUGUAAA